Messenger RNA from Penicillium coprophilum, 1584 nucleotides. RefSeq names its product Fatty acid/sphingolipid desaturase. The record is from RefSeq and is a predicted model, not a curated record. Gene Ontology annotation, cellular component: membrane. Gene Ontology annotation, molecular function: oxidoreductase activity, acting on paired donors, with oxidation of a pair of donors resulting in the reduction of molecular oxygen to two molecules of water; heme binding. The transcript has 4 exons. The coding region runs from base 1 to 1584 and encodes 527 amino acids. NCBI's taxonomy places the organism in Eukaryota, Fungi, Ascomycota, Eurotiomycetes, Eurotiales, Aspergillaceae. Gene Ontology annotation, biological process: lipid metabolic process.
AUGGAGAAGACCGCGUUCCGAGCGUCCCGGAAGGACACCCUCUUGACUCGACGAUAUAUUGAAGGUCUCAUUGCGGAGGGCAAACAUGUCAUAAUCUACCAAGACCGUGUCCUAAAGGUAGACCCAUUCAUUAAAUAUCACCCCGGAGGAGAGAAGCCAAUUAAGCACAUGGUGGGCAGGGAUGCGACGGAUGAGAUCAACGCUUUACACUCCGAAGAAGCCCGCCAGCGUAUGUCCUCAUACCAAAUCGGACGAAUUGAAGGACUAUGGAUCAACUUCCUACCCCCAAUCCAGGGCGGCAAGUUUCGCGCCUAUACCGAAGAGACGUGCUUGAGUGAUGAAGACUCCACGAACCAAGAGAGCUCUGUUCGUCAACGGAAAUCGACCGGAACCACUUUGACCGACCACCCCCAGGCCAAGCCUGCCUUCUUGGAUGCGAGAACACGAGAGGAAAUCAUCUUCGACACUGCGAAGUAUCCCUCGCUGGAUACUGCAAGUCAGCAAGAGAUCAAACGGAAAUAUCGCGAAUUGAACGAGCGUAUCAAGGCCGAGGGACUUUAUGACUGCAACUACUCCUGUUACUUCGUCGAAUGCUGUCGGUACACACUUUUUGCAGGUCUUUCCUACAUGUUCCUCCGCAUGGGGUGGUGGGCGACCUCUGCAUUCUUUCUUGGCUGUUUCUGGCAUCAGCUUGUUUUCACUGCCCAUGAUGCUGGCCAUAUGGGAAUCACACACAACUUUCAUGUGGAUACUGUCAUUGGAAUGCUCAUUGCAGACUAUCUCGGGGGCUUGAGCCUCGGGUGGUGGAAACGAAGCCACAACGUUCACCAUAUCGUGACCAAUGAGCCAGAGCAUGACCCGGAUAUCGAGCACAUACCAUUCUUCGCUAUCUCGCAUCGCUUCCUCACAAGCCUCCGGAGUACCUAUUACGAUCGAAUCAUGACCUUCGAUGCACCGGCUCGAUUUUUACUCAAAUUUCAGAAUUAUUCUUACUACCCUAUUAUGAUGCUCGCUCGGUUCAAUCUCUACGUCCUGAGUUGGGAGUAUCUGCUAAAGGGGCAAGCUCCUAAGAGGGGCCCCGCUUGGUGGCAUGUUUGGUUUGAGCUUGUCGGGCAGGUCUUUUCUGGACCUGGUUUGGCUACGACGAUCCCCGAUGCAAGCAGCCGUAUCAUCUUCCUUCUCGUCUCACACAUUGUCUCCUCUCCUCUGCAUGUUCAAAUCACAUUAUCUCACUUCGCUAUGUCGACUGCCGACCUAGGUGUUGGUGAGUCUUUCGCGCAAAAGAUGCUCCGUACUACUAUGGACGUCGACUGCCCUACAUGGCUAGAUUUCUUCCACGGUGGCUUGCAAUUCCAGGCCAUCCACCAUCUCUACCCGCGGAUCCCGCGUCACAACCUGCGUCGUACGCAGAAAUUUGUCAUAGAGUUCUGCCGUGAUACUGGUAUCCCCUAUGCCAUUUUCACAUUCUACGAUGGUAACAAGGAGGUUAUCAGCCACCUUGGUGAAGUCGCGAAACAAGUUCGCCUCAUGGAAGAAUGCCGCAAAUCCAUUUCCGAGGCCGGGGUCUUCUCGGAUCAUCACUGA